AUGAAUAUCCUAUACAAUCCAACCGGCUGCAGUACAACGAGUUUCAUCCGUCCUCAUCUGGGGAGAUCGCGUCAACAUGAAUAUCCUAUACAAUCCAACCGGCUGCAGUACAACGAGUUUCAUCCGUCCUCAUCUGGUCGUCAACAUGAAUAUCCUAUACAAUCCAACCGGCUGCAGUACAACGAGUUUCAUCCGUCCUCAUCUGGUGGGAUCGACCAACGAAUCUCUUUGAAUAUUGACGAAAGCUCAGCACGUUUUUACCCGAAACGAGGGAGGAAGUCCAGUGGACUGCGUCAACAUGAAUAUCCCAACCGGCUGCAGUACAACGAGUUUCAUCCGUCCUCAUCUGAUCAUGGAUACAUUGGUAAUGAUUUCUCUCAGAAACAAUCGAAGUGUUCUGUCGAUAUACAUAGAGGCACCUCUAAACUGCCUCUUGGUGUUACUUCGGUUUCGCAAUCUCAGGCUGAUACUCUUCUCUCAAGUAUAUGGACAUCUUCUGCUCGUUUGGUACUGGGCGAUAAAUUUGGAUAUUCGCAAACCGAGAAUACGACUUUCAAGAAUACAAAACACCAAAUGACCGAACCUCAGGCACUGCUGUAA
Molecule: messenger RNA, 600 nt
Organism: Protopolystoma xenopodis
Lineage: Eukaryota; Metazoa; Platyhelminthes; Monogenea; Polystomatidea; Polystomatidae
Source: the annotation of a GenBank genome assembly